AUUUGUAGCUUUCUCUCUUAUGGGGCUGUAGUAUUCACUUCACACUCAUACAAUUCAAAUACUUUUUUUUUUGGGUCGCCGGAAAAUCAAGAUUCCGAUAACCCACAUCCCGGGACUAUACGAACGGGUGUUCUUGUGUGUGUGUAUAUAAAAAAGAAAAAGAUUGAAUUUUCCGGGCGUGGGUCCGGGUAGAACGGAGCCGGUGGUGAUGAAAAAUGGCGAAGGGUCGGAAACUUACGGCGAGCCGGAGCGAGAUGCUGUUAGGGAGUUACGGUUACAGUAACGGUCAUGAAACGGGGAACGAGGCGUCGGAGCUCGGGGAGGACGACGUGUGGCAAACGGUUGAGGAAAUGGUCAACGGGGACGAGAGUUUUGCGGAGGAUGGGGAGUGGAUGCCACGCGCCGUUCCCGAGAGUAACGGUGGGUUGGGCGGUUUCAGGAGCCGCCGGUACGGCCCACGUGCGGAGCACGAGCACCACCACCGGCGCCAGCAGGUGGGCGGGCUGUCAUUGGCGUUCGACGACUCCGGCGGCAAGACGGGAUCGUCUCGGAUCGUGCACCAGUUCCGGGGACAGCAAGAUGGCGUGGCGGCGGCGGCUUCGCCACGUGGGCGCCACGUGGCUGCCUCGGCGCCCGUGAACGUCCCGGAUUGGUCCAAGAUAUACCGAGUCAACUCGGUCGAGUCGUUGCACGACUCGGACGACGCCGUGGACGACAACGACGAAGAAAUGGUCCCACCGCACGAGUACUUGGCCCGGGAAUACGCCCGGAACCGGAAAACCGCCACGCACUCGGUGUUCGAGGGCGUGGGGCGGACGCUCAAGGGUCGAGACCUGAGCCGAGUUCGAGAUGCUGUGUGGAGCCAAACAGGAUUCGAUGGCUGAUUUGAUUAAACUUUCAUCAAUUCCAAGUUUUAGGGUUAAUGAGAUGGAUUAUUGUUACGUUACUAGUGAGGUAAAAGUGGGGAAUGGAUUAAUAUUGGUUAUUUCCUUAUUGAUAGAGUGAUGUUUUUCCUAGACAACGAUCAGGCCAUAUUGGUUCAAUGUUAACAACGAUUUAGACUCAAAAUUGUACCAAUUAAGUUGGAGUUUGGGAAAAAGUUUUUUGUGUCAUUUUUUUGCUGUGGAACAUAGUGAAAUCUGCUUCAGCUCAAUCAUGACUGGUUUUGAAUAGUGAGGCUAGCUUAGCUUAGUUAGCUUGCCUGGAUUUAUAAACUGCUGUGCCACUUCUGAAAUAUUAAUAAAUGAAGAUUGUUUAUGGUGAUAAA
Ipomoea triloba (trilobed morning glory) is the source of this 1267-nucleotide messenger RNA. RefSeq lists its product as uncharacterized. NCBI's taxonomy places the organism in Eukaryota, Viridiplantae, Streptophyta, Magnoliopsida, Solanales, Convolvulaceae. The transcript has a single exon. The record is from RefSeq and is a predicted model, not a curated record. Bases 216 to 884 code for a protein of 222 amino acids.